Molecule: messenger RNA, 4404 nt
Organism: Emiliania huxleyi CCMP1516
Lineage: Eukaryota; Haptophyta; Isochrysidales; Noelaerhabdaceae
Exons: 10
Coding region: 1-4404 (1467 amino acids)
Biological process (GO): amino acid activation for nonribosomal peptide biosynthetic process
Molecular function (GO): protein binding
Source: RefSeq, a predicted model, not a curated record
AUGGACGGCGUCUGCGAUCAGCGGCACAGCGGCACGGCUCUCAUCGACGCCACGGCGCCGGCGGCCCGCUCUCUCACCUUCGAUUGGCUGAGGAGACACACCUCGCUGCUCGCGGAUGCGCUGCAGCGGCACGCGUCGCCGAGGCAGGCCGUGGUCGGCCUCCUCUCCGAGCGCAGCGCCGAGCAGGUCUGCGGCGUCUUCGCCAUCUGGCGAGCGGGCGGAGUCUACCUCCCUCUCGACCCGACCGACCCGGAGAGCCGUCUUGCGUGCGUGGUGGAGGACGCGCGGCCGGCGGCGCUGCUGGUGGCGGCGGCGUGCGAGGCCGCCACCAGCCGACUGCACACCGUCGGCGUGCCGCGGGUGCAGCUUGAGUCGGGCCGGCUGCUCGGUGCCGCGUCGAGCAACCUCGCCGAAAAUGGGAGGACCUUGCCCGAGGGCGAGAGCACGACCAGGUCGACGACCGGCAGCGCGCACUCCGCCGGCGGCUGCCGUCGGCUGAUGGCAGGCUGCUGCUACCUGCUCUACACCUCCGGCUCGACGGGCGAGUCGAAGGGCGUGCUUGGCAGCCGCGCGGGCCUCGAGGCGCGCGCUGGCUGUGGCACCCCGUUACCUAAUCGCAACUGGAUGUGGGAGGCGUACCCGUUUGCGCCCGACGAGGUGUGCGUCGCCAAGACGCCGCUCGGCUUCGUCGACUCGCUCUGGGAGAUGGUGGGGCCACUUGCAAAGGGCAUGCCGUUGCUUCUGUUGCCGUCGGACGCGGCGUCGCGCCCUCACGCGCUGCUGCCGGUGCUGCGCGAGUGGCGCGCCUCGCGCCUCGUCCUCGUGCCGUCGGCGCUUCGCAUGCUGCUGGACGCUUGCGAGGCGUGCGACGGUGGCACACCCUCCACGCCACCCGCGCCGCCGCCGCCGCCGCCGAGCGUGCGUGUCGCGCGACCCUUCUCGGAGCCUUCUCGAGCCUUCUCGGAGCCUUCUCGGAAUCUUCUGCCGAGCUUGCGUGUGCUGAGUGUGAGCGGCGACGCUCUGCCUUGGGCCCUCUGUGUGCGCGCCGCUGCGCUGCUGCCGCACGUGCGCCUGCUCAACCUGUACGGCUGUACUGAGACUUCCGCAGACGCCACCGCCUUCGACGUGACCGCCGCAAUGGCGCGUGGCAGCAGCGACGGAGGAGGGGGUGGAGGUGGCAUCGGCGUUGGCAUCUGUCCGCUCGGUGCUCCAAUUCGCGGAGCACACGUCUGGCUGCUGCGGGCUGCCCCGGCCGAGGCCGACGGCGACGGCGGCGGUGGCGACGGCGGCGGUGGCGACGGCGGCGGUGGCGACGGCGGCGGCGGCGACGGCGGCGGCGGAGGAGGAGAGCCUGUGCCCUCGGUUGCCGAGGAAUGCGCCGCGGGCGAGGUUGGCGAGAUCGGUGUGGGCGGCGAGGUGGUGGCGUUGGGGUACCUGCACCGGCCGCGCCUUGCCGCUGCCAAGUUCGCGCAGCUGCGUCUGCGUCCGAGCGGGCGCGCAACUGCGUCUGUUGCCGCUGCGUCAGGCGCGCCUGCUGCCGCGGUGGCCGCCACGACAAGGCGGGUCUUUCGCACGGGUGACCUCGGCCGGUGGGGCUCGCGAGGCGAGCUGUGCUUUCUUGGCCGGGCCGACCGCCAGCUGCAGCUCCGCGGCGCGCGCCUCGAGCCGAGAGAGGUGGAGGCGGUGUAUGAGGGCUUCGCGCUCGCCACCGACGCCGCCGCUCACGCGCUGGCGGUGCCGCUACUCGUCUCCGACGAUGCGACCGGCCGCGACGGCGGCGGCUUGCGAAGUGCCGACGGGCUCGCCUUGUGCGUGGUCCUGCGAGCGGCCGUCCGCAGCGGCGGCGGCGGCGGCGAGCCGAGUGCGAGCGCCAACGCGGUCGGCGUGCUCGACACUUCCGAGACACUCCCGAGACGCUUCCGAGACACUCCCUCGGUCAGCGUGCUCGUCGGCGCGAGCCGGCGGCUUUCGGCGCCGCUGCGGCGGUGGGGCGAGGCAAGGCUGCCGGCGUGGAUGGUGCCGUCGGCGUUUGUGGUGGUCGAUUCGCUGCCGUGCCUUCGUAGCGGGAAGCCUGACCGGCUGGGGCUCCAGCGGGUGGCUCCCCAGCUGGUGCGGCUGCUGCUCACGCAUGGUGCGCCAUACCCCGACGCGGCCAGUGCGGACGGCGGCGGCGGCAGCAGUGGCGAAGCCGUGGAGGACGGUCGGGUGAGGCUGCUGUCUGCUGAGAUGGGUCGUUUGCUUGGCGUCGCCGAUGGGCUGCCGGCGGCGUCUCGCUUCGUCGAGAGCGGAGGCAGCUCGGUCCUCGCGGCGCGCCUGAGCUUUGAGCUGCGCCGGCAGGGGUGGCAUUUGCCACCCGAGGCACUGAUGCGACGCGAUGCGACGGUGGCGAGCGCGGCGAGUGCCAUGAGUCGCCUCGGCGGAGCUGGCGCAGCUGGCGGCGGCCAAGGCGAGGGAGCCAAGGCGGCACACGCAUCGGGGGAGGGCGAGGACGAGGGCGAGGGUGGAGCCACGGCGGGGGCUCGGACACCGCUCGCCAGCCGGCUGCACGUGGCUGCCGCGGGAAAGACGGGGGAGCGCGGGGAGAGCGGGCCCGGCGAGCCGGCGCCGUACGAUGAGGCGACGCCGCCGCUGCUCGGCGGUGCGAUGGAGCUGCGGCCGCAGGCGGCAGGCGAGCCGCGCGCGGGGUCGCACGCGUGCCGACAUGGGCAAGCGUGCCGACAUGGGCAAGCGAGCUGCGCCAUCUCCCCCCGCGGGGACGUUGUCCUCGUCGGCUGCCACGACGCAAGCCUCUACGCGCUGUGCGCGCACAGCGGCGCACAGUUGUGGGCGUACCACGCGCACGGCCAGAUCAAGGCGAGCGCGUGCUGCCUGCCCGCGCCGGCCGCUGCCGCUGCCGGCGGCGGCGGCGGCGGCGGCGGUGGCGGUGGCGGCGGCGGCGGCGGCGGCGGCGGCGGCGGCGGCGGCGGCGGCGGCGGCGGCGGCGGCGGUGGCGGUGGCGGUGGCGGCGGCGGUGGCGGCCCGGCGCGGCGCUUGCGAGAGUGGCUGAGGCGACUCGAGACGGCGGCGGGCGCGCCGCUGCGUCGCGAGGCGGGGAUGGAGUUUGGCGCGGUGCGCGCGUGGUGGGGCGCGAGGCGGGCGAGGCGGGCGCCGCACGAAGGGAUUGAUCUCGUGCCCGAGAUCGAGGGGAGAUUGGUCGAGAUCUACCCCGUCGAGCCGGGCGUGGUCGUGGGAGUGCUUCCAGACUACCUCGGCCGCACGGCGGCGGUGGCGACGGACGGCGGUGGCUGGUGCUGGCUCUACGCCCACCUCGAGCUCGACGGCGCCGCGCACCUCUCCCUCCUCCGCGUGAGCGGCGAGGUCGAGUGGGCGGAGGCGCGCAGCUGCUACCGCACCGCCCACGGGGCUGAACCCACACCCAAUCCGACCCUAGAUCAUCCAUUUGAGGUGGCCGACCUCACCGGCGCGCUGCACUCCUUCGGCUUUGAAGACGCGCAGCGAGGCGACGGCGACGGCGACGGCGGCGGCGGCGGCGGCGGCGGCGGCGGCGGCGGCGGCGCGGCCUACGGCGGCUUUGCGUCUGCGUGGGUCUUUCACACCUCGGCGCGGCGCGGAGGCGAGCCCGGGAGCGAGCCGAUCUUCUCGUCGCCGACGCUCGACGCAACACCCGUCCUCCCGCCCUCGUGCCGGCGUACUCACACCGCAGGCACCGUCUACUUUGGGUGUGUGGACGGGCUGCUGUACGCCGUUGCGCCCGAGGGGGCGCCGCUCUGGACGUUUGAUGCGGCAGGGCCCAUCUUUUCUGCGCCGUGCGCCUUCACCGCGUCGCUGGGCGCGGGGCUGGAGCGGCGGCUGCUCGUCACUUCGCAGAGCGGGCGUUUGCUCUGCGUCGAGGCGGUUCACGGCGCGCUGCGAUGGGAGCAGCCGGCUGAGGUGCACGGCCACUCGGCGCCCGCCGUCGACCGAGCGAGCGCGCAGCACGGCGUCGUCGCCGCUGAUGACGUGGCGGCGCGCGUCGCGGUCGUCGGUGGCGUCGACGGCCGCCUCCACGCCUUCGAUUGCGCGUCGGGUGCGCCCCUCGGCACCACGCAGCUGCCGGGCGCCGUCUUCUCCUCCGCCGCCCUCUGCACCGGCCGCGUCGUGGUCGGCUGCCGAGACGACUUCCUCUAUUGCCUCGCGCUGCGCGCGCAGCCGGCGGCGCAGCCGGCGGCGCAGCCGGCGGUGGCGGCGGCGGCGGCUGCGGCGGAUCGGCCGACGAUGGUGCGUCGUCGUCCCGACGGCGGCGGCGGCGGCGGCGGCGGCGGCGGCGGCGGCGAGGGCUCUCCGACAUCGUCGGAGUCGGCGGCGGUCGACGAGCGGCGCGUGGCGCGGCGCAUCAUGGCGAUGCGUGGCGCGGACCACCGGUAA